CGGUGCGAGCCCGGCGGCUGGGCGGGGGCAGCGCUCGGGGCGGGGCGGGGGGAAACUUCCCCGGGACUUCAGCGGUUGGGCUGCCCGCUCCCCCCUCGCCCCCCGGCGGGGCUGCCCGCGGGCCCAGCCCCCCGGGGCUGCCCGGGCUCGGGGCUGCCCGCCGCAGGUGCACCUGGCCCGGGCGGGGGCCCCAGCGCUGCCUCCCCCCGCCCCCCCCCCGGUGCCCGCCGACCCCCUGGCUGGGGCUCGGAAGUAAAUAGCGAGUUGAGUAAAACCCCAGCAGCUUUUUAUACUCCCGGGGAGGCCCACCCUUCCCCAGCAGGACUGGGAAAGAAACCCAAAGUCGUGACUCUGACAGAACCCUGCGUGUAUCCAAAAGCCCUGCUCCGAGUUUGUCCCAUCAGCAAAAUUGUGCAGUGUGAGAUCUGAAUACUUUAUGACUGGGUGUGCCUGAAUGCAUCAUUCUUUGGAUGUGAGCAUCUUCUCUUGAAGCAGCCUUGUGGUAUCCUAGCUGCCUGUUCUCUCGGGAGGUCCCUUGGAAGAUCCUGUCUGUACAUCUGUCUGGGUGCCUGACAGGGACUGACUGCCUUGCUUCCAGGUUUGAACCAUGUCCCACCCGUCCUGGCUGCCACCCAAAAGUACCAACGAGCCAGUUGGUCAUGUUACUGCAAGGAUGGAGACCACACACACCUUUGGGACUCCCAGCAUCUCGGUGUCCACCCAGCAGACACCAAAGAAGUUUGCACCGGUUGUUGCCCCCAAGCCAAAGUACAACCCAUACAAGCAACCAGGAGGUGAUGGGGACUUCCUUCCUCCACCUCCACCUCCUGUGGACCUCGGGAACAUCACAUCAUCACAAGGUGCCUUCCCCCCUCCACCCCCCCUGGAUGACGUUACUUUCAAUGUGCAGGUGAAUCCUGGUGGCAAGACGCUUGAGGAGAGAAGGUCCAGUUUAGAUGCAGAAAUUGACUCUCUGACCAGCAUCCUGGCCGACCUAGAGAGCAGCUCUCCUUACAAACCUCGGACUCAACAGGGCUCUGGGACCUCGAGCAGCUCCGCUGCUACCACCCCGUCCGUGUCCACCCCUGUCACUGGCCACAAGCGGAUGAUCAUCCCCAACCAGCCUCCCCUCACCGCUACCAAGAAGUCCACCGCCAAGGGUCCGGGGCAAGCGGCGCCCAUCCCAGUCACUCCUGUUGGCACCCUGAAGCCGCAGCCGGUGCCGGCCUCCUAUGCCACAGCCUCCACCCCCAGCCGCCCGGCUUUCAACAUCCAGGUGCGGACGGCGCAGCCCAGCCCGCACUACCAGCUGCCCGGCCCGCAGCCCACACACUACAGCAGCCUCGGGCCCAGCCAGCCCUACGCGGCCCCGCCAGCCCGCCCGCCCGGCGCCCCGCACUACGGCCCCCCGCAGCCCCAUGGGCCCGACUACAGCUACACCCCGCCGCCCCCCCGGCCCUCGGAGCCCACCUACGGCUACGCACCCCCGCAGGGCCGCUACCAGGACCCCUACUACGGGGGGUACGGGGGGAGGAACGGCUCCGAAGCACCCUACGUGCCGCAGAGCUCCUGGAAGACCGAGCCAGCGUAUCCUGCUAGUAACACUGUAGGGCAGGGUCAUCCUGGGCUGUACCAGCCACCAGGCACAAAGAAGACCUACAUCACUGACCCGGUGCUGGCUCCACAGCCACCUGUGCUGCAGCAAAAGAGUGGGUAUCCAAGCUCUGGAACUACUUCAAGUACUCCUGCCUUCAGGCCUGAGGAUGAGCUGGAACAUCUGACCAAGAAAAUGCUGUAUGACAUGGAGAAUCCUCCCUCAGAUGACUACUUUGGCCGCUGUGCCCGCUGUGGGGAGAAUGUUGUUGGGGAAGGCACCGGGUGCACAGCCAUGGACCAGGUCUUCCACGUGGAGUGCUUCACCUGCAUGAAGUGCAACAACAAGCUGAGGGGACAGCCUUUCUACGCUGUGGAGAAGAAAGCCUACUGUGAAUCCUGCUAUAUUAACACGCUGGAGCAAUGCAGCGUCUGCGCAAAGCCCAUCAUGGAAAGGAUCCUCCGAGCCACUGGGAAAGCCUAUCAUCCCCACUGCUUCACCUGUGUGAUGUGCCACCGCAGCCUGGAUGGGAUCCCCUUCACCGUGGAUGCUGGUGGGAACAUCCACUGCAUCGAAGAUUUCCAUAAGAAAUUUGCACCAAGAUGUUCGGUGUGUAAGGAGCCCAUCAUGCCAGCCCCAGGACAGGAGGAGACCGUACGCAUUGUCGCCUUGGAUCGUGACUUCCAUGUCCAGUGCUACCGGUGUGAGGACUGUGGUGGCCUCCUGUCUGAAGGGGACAAUCAGGGUUGUUACCCUCUGGAUGGGCACAUCCUUUGCAAGACCUGCAACUCUGCUCGGAUCCAGGCUCUGACUGCCAAGGCCAGCACUGAUCUCUGAGUAUCAACUGUGACUCUCCCCAGGAUGCCUUUUUGGGGAUAUUGCACAAGC
This is a messenger RNA of Apus apus (common swift), 2482 nucleotides long. RefSeq names its product LIM domain containing preferred translocation partner in lipoma (gene LPP). NCBI's taxonomy places the organism in Eukaryota, Metazoa, Chordata, Aves, Apodiformes, Apodidae. Gene Ontology annotation, biological process: cell-cell adhesion. The record is from RefSeq and is a predicted model, not a curated record. Gene Ontology annotation, cellular component: focal adhesion; stress fiber.